Messenger RNA from Sparassis crispa, 3396 nucleotides. RefSeq names its product Probable phospholipid-transporting ATPase. NCBI's taxonomy places the organism in Eukaryota, Fungi, Basidiomycota, Agaricomycetes, Polyporales, Sparassidaceae. Gene Ontology annotation, molecular function: magnesium ion binding; ATP hydrolysis activity; ATP binding. The record is from RefSeq and is a predicted model, not a curated record. Gene Ontology annotation, biological process: endocytosis; phospholipid translocation; retrograde vesicle-mediated transport, Golgi to endoplasmic reticulum. Bases 1 to 3396 code for a protein of 1131 amino acids. Gene Ontology annotation, cellular component: plasma membrane; trans-Golgi network; endosome. The transcript is spliced from 17 exons.
AUGUCUGAGAUCCCUCUGCAUAGUCUAGGACGAGCUAGAAAGUCUAAAGCCGGGUACGCGCUCCUCAACGGCGAACCAACCGACAACGAGCAACAGAGUCAGGACAUGCCUUCAGGCACUACUAUAGCGGCUUCUGUUUCGUCCAGAAUAUCCCGGAAAGGCAAACACAGAGAGAGGUACGCGGAUCAGGCGGAGGAAGAGGCGGCGAACCUGCUCGGGGAUGAGUUCCAAGACGACGAUGGAGAGGACGAAGUGCGUACACCAAGCCUGUCGGAGCCAUCAUCACAGCGGUCGUCGUUGGUACGCAGAGGCAAGUCGGCCAGCAACGACAAGUCCAGGACGGUUCCCUUCCGUCCGCCAGACAACUUGCGAACUCGAUAUCCGCCAAAUAUUGUUCGCAACCAAAAAUACAAUGCCUUCACGUUCCUACCAAUCGUGUUCUACGAGCAAUUCAAGUUCUUCUUCAACCUAUAUUUUCUGUUGGUUGCGCUAUCUCAGUUUGUUCCUGCCUUGAAGAUCGGUUUCAUUGCGACCUACAUCGCUCCUCUUGCCUUUGUGCUAUGUGUAACUAUGGGUAAAGAGGCAUAUGAUGAUUACCAGCGCAAUCUUCGAGACCGCGAAGCCAACUCCCAGAGGUAUCUUGUCCUCGAACAUUCCGCGGAUUUGCAUGACUCUGGGCCACAUACUCGUUCGGUUCCUUCUUCGAGCCUCCGGGUAGGCAACCUGGUCGUUCUGGAGAAGAAUCAACGAGUGCCUGCUGACCUCGUGUUGCUACGCACGUCUGACCACUCGGGGACGUGCUUCAUUCGCACCGAUCAAUUGGACGGCGAAACUGACUGGAAGCUGCGUGUCGCUGUCCCUGCAUGCCAGAAGCUCGUCAGCGAAAUGGAUUUGCUGAGCCUUGAUGCUGAAAUUUAUGCGGACGCGCCGAUAAAGGACAUCCAUACUUUCAUCGGAACGUUCACCAUUAACUCCCCAUCUACCACAUCGGUGAAUGAUGUUCCUAUGGUACCUGUACCCACUGUUGAGCCUCUGACAGCGGAGAACGUGUUGUGGGCAAACACUGUCCUUGCUGCCGGCUCAGCAGUCGGGCUUGUAAUCUACACAGGUGCCGAGACUCGUGCGGUGAUGAACACCAGCCACCCGGAGACAAAAAUUGGGCUGUUGGACCUUGAAAUCAACAGGUUGGCGAAGAUUCUCUGCGCUGUCACAUUUGCGUUAUCAGUCGUGCUCGUUGCCCUGAAUGGUUUCCGGGGCCAGUGGUACAUAUAUAUAUUCCGCUUUUUAAUUCUUUUCUCCUCCAUUAUACCCAUCAGUCUACGUGUUAACCUCGAUAUGGGGAAGACAGUUUACGCGCAACAAAUCAUGACUGACAGCGAGAUACCCAGUACGAUUGUGCGGACCAGCACCCUUCCUGAAGAACUUGGACGAAUAGAAUAUCUCCUGAGUGACAAGACAGGUACUCUCACUCAGAAUGAAAUGGAGAUGAAGAAGCUGCAUAUGGGUACGGUAUCGUAUGGUUUCGACUCCAUGGACGAAGUGGCCCACCAAUUGUCGAUGGCAUUUGGUACCAGUGCUGAGCAGGUUCACAAUAGGACAGGAACAACUGCCACAGGGAUACAACUCGCAACAAGAGGGCGACGAGACAUGUCUUCCCGUGUUCACGACGUGGUUCUCUCUCUCGCUCUCUGUCAUAAUGUUACUCCGGUGACAAAUGACGAUGGCACCGUUACAUACCAAGCUUCGUCGCCCGAUGAAGUUGCUAUCGUGAAAUGGACAGAAUCCGUGGGUCUUACACUGACAUUUCGGGAUCGCACCCGCAUACAAUUGCAGACACCAUCUGGUGCCCGUAUAAACUUCGAAGUCCUCGACAUCUUCCCCUUCACUUCGGAGUCGAAGCGCAUGGGCAUCAUUGUGCGCGACGUGCAGACCGGUGAGACUACCUUCCUGCAGAAGGGCGCCGACGUUGUGAUGGCAAAGAUCGUGCAACGGAACGACUGGCUUGAGGAAGAGUGCGCGAAUAUGGCUCGUGAGGGCCUACGGACCCUUGUUGUAGGCAGACGCAGACUCAGUGACGCGUCUUACACACAUUUCAAGGAAAAACACUAUGAAGCUAGUGUUCGGCUUGAAGGUCGCAGCGAAGCAAUGACAGCAGUGAUCGAGGAACUGCUGGAGCGUGAUCUGGAGUUACUUGGUCUUACGGGUGUAGAAGACAAACUGCAGGACGAUGUCAAAUCAACUUUGGAGCUUUUGCGUAAUGCCGGGAUCAAAAUCUGGAUGCUCACAGGGGACAAGAUCGAGACAGCGACUUGUAUAGCCAUCUCGACGAAGCUUGUAGCAAGGAAUCAGUACAUUCAUCAAGUUGCAAAACUUAAAACCUCCGAUGAAGUACGGGAUCAACUUGAAUUUCUCCAGAACAAGCUUGACUGCUGCCUGGUUAUUGACGGUGAAUCACUGCAGCUGUGUCUAAACCUCUUCAAGAACGAAUUCAUUGAGAUUGCAACUAAGCUAUCCGCCGUCGUUGCAUGUCGUUGCUCGCCGACACAGAAAGCAGAUGUUGCGCGUUUGAUACGUCGUCACACGAAGAAGAGAAUAUGCUGCAUUGGCGACGGAGGUAAUGAUGUCAGCAUGAUCCAAGCGGCCGACGUUGGUGUCGGCAUUGUUGGAAAGGAAGGCAAACAAGCAUCGCUAGCUGCCGACUUUUCUGUGACCCAGUUCAGCUAUUUGACAAAACUACUGCUGUGGCAUGGGCGAAAUUCCUAUCGUCGUUCUGCCAAGCUGGCACAGUUCGUCAUUCAUCGUGGCCUGAUCAUCUCCGUCAUGCAGGCCGUGUUCUCCGCUAUCUUCUAUUUCGCUCCAAUAGCGCUCUACCAAGGCUGGCUCAUGGUCGGAUAUGCAACGGUGUACACCAUGGCCCCUGUGUUCUCUUUGGUGCUAGAUCGAGAUGUCAAUGAAGAUCUCGCUCUGCUGUACCCUGAGUUGUACAAGGAACUCACGAAAGGCCGUGUGCUUUCCUUCAAAACCUUCUUUAUGUGGCUCAUGAUCAGCUUAUAUCAAGGCGCCGCUAUCAUGAUCAUGUCGCUCAUUCUGUUUGAGAACGAGUUUUUGAACAUCGUCUCUAUAUCUUUCACGGCUCUGAUCCUGAAUGAACUCAUCAUGGUUGCGCUAGAGAUCACAACAUGGCACAUAUAUAUGAUUAUUUCGGAGAUCGUCACUCUUUUGCUCUACGUCGUCAGCAUAGCAUUCCUGCCUGAAUACUUUGAUCUUUCAUUCGUGCUGUCUCUCCGAUUUGCAUGGAAAGUGGGCGUAAUCGUCGCCAUCAGCGCAUUUCCAUUGUACAUAAUCAAACUCAUUCGCAGCCGAAUCGCGCCCGCUGCGUCUAGCAAAUUAUUGUAA